Messenger RNA from Falco peregrinus (peregrine falcon), 5293 nucleotides. Its product is annotated as RCC1 and BTB domain-containing protein 2. The transcript has 15 exons. The coding region runs from base 3243 to 4964 and encodes 573 amino acids. NCBI's taxonomy places the organism in Eukaryota, Metazoa, Chordata, Aves, Falconiformes, Falconidae. Gene Ontology annotation, molecular function: protein binding. The record is from RefSeq and is a predicted model, not a curated record.
CCUGCGGCAGCCUGCGCGGGGGGGCCUGCGCUGUGGGGGCGAGGCCGAGGAGGCCGCCCGGCCUUAGGCUGCUCUUCGGUCACCCCGCCCGGGGCCAUAGGCGGGGAAGGGCGCUGUCGCCUGCUCUGCUCGUGCUGCGUUCGCCUGGGGCGUCUUCCUCUGGCACCUGGUGUAUAAAUGGCUGAUAACGCGGGGGUUGCAGCCUCUGGCGGCGAGUUAAAUUUGCGUCGCAUGGGAGAGCCCUGUCGGCAGGUGUGCGGGCCAGGCAGUGCCUUCGGUGUGCUCGGCCGGGUGGCCAGUUACGGCUUUAAGGAUGAGAAAGAGUACUUGGGACACCAAGGGUUGUUCAUGCGUGGGAGAUGGGAAGGUUGCAUUGUAUUUCCUCAUGGAGACGAAAUUUCUAGCAUUGGUGAUGAAAAGAGAGGGCACAGUCAGCAAAGAGUUUACUGGAGAUUAUGAGUGGAGCAAGGUGUGCAGGCGGUGGUGGCCGUGCAUCCUCAGCAGUGGUGGCUGUGCACCAUCGGGAGCCGUGUGGGCUGCGCUUAUGUUGUAGGAUGUGAAAGUAGACGUGGUGUGAGGGAAACAUGUAGAAAUCAUGACCCUGCUGGAUGUGGGGUAGGAGAGCUAAUACUGUCCAGGCAUGAGAAAUAAAUGUGACAGAAUGACACAGGAUGUGAAUGGUGUGAUGGACUGUAAAGUAACAGGAAGAGAUUGUGUGAAUAAAAAACCCCUGAAGCAUAUCGUUGCUUAGAGAAAGCAAAAUUUGAAGAGCUUUUGAUGGUGUCUGCUGUAGACCACAAGAGUUGUAUUUGGAUAAGGAUAUUGCUUACUUAGAGGUACUCUCAGGGAUUAUGUCACAGGUGGAUUUCUUUCUUAGAUACAGGUAACAGCAUCAUUUGGGAAGGGCAUAAAGAGAUUGAGUUCUUACAUACAACUGCUGUAAGCUUGCCAAGUAAGCACUGAAUUGCUUCAGACUUGUUUUCAGUCGAUACUGUGAAAAAUUCUGAGGAGAGCCGGUUUAUUCGUCAGCUUGUGAUCUUGGAUCUCAUUUUUAAUUAGAUUAAAUAAAUAGGAAUAAAUUAGAGGACUAAACAGAGACAGGUUUGAAAUUCCCAGUUUUAGAAGGGUUAACUUUGAAAAAUCAAGAGGAUUAAUCAGCGAUGUUAGUUGUACUGGAGUCCUGAGGGCCUUGGAAGCAGAGAAGGUAUGAAGCUGUUUUAUGCCAAAGGUAGAAUCUAUUUGGAAUUUAUAUCAAAAAAAAUGAGAAAGGUCUUUUGAAAAGAACUUUUACCCAUCUCAAAAAGGAUUCUGGGAAUAAAGACUAGGAAAAGGAUGGGUAAGCAAAGAAAAAUAUGAGAGAAAAUGCAGCUGUAAACCAAAAAUUGACAAAAAACAUUUCUGGGUUAGUUAUAGGCAGCUGUUUUUUAAAGCUUCUUUAAUCAUGUAAGUGAAAACAAGAAUAGUGGUAAGACCACUGAGUGGUAAAGCUGAGGUAAAAUAACCGUGAUGCAUAUGGUCUGUUGCAGUUUGGUGGAAGCUACUGCAGCAGGUAGAUUUAAUACUAGAUGCUUAAACUUGCACCACAAAGAAUAACAUUUUGUCUCUUAAUUAAUUUUUAAGAAUUGGGAAACCUCUAUGUGUUAUGUCUAAUCCAAUGGUCUUGCCACUUAACAUUGGUCAGUUCCAGUAUCGGAAGGCUGUUAAAUACAUACCCAAAUGGGCAGUUGUGCAGUCAUUUAGUCACAGAGGAAAUGGGUGAACUUUUCUUUCAUAUACACAUUCUAUUUGCUGUUGUAGUUCUCUCUUCUGUAUCUUUCUAUGCAGACAGCUAUAACUAUAAAAAUUUAAACUAUCAGAAUUCUCAGCUCCAGGUAUGUAAUACCUGUUAUGUGUGUAUAUCUUCAUAUUAGGUAUGCGUUUAUGUAUAUGCAUUUGAUGUAUAUACGUAGGUGAAUUCUGACUUUGCGUCAGGGAAAGAUUGCACCAUCCUCCACCUGCCCAGGUGCUGCAUUUUGGGUUCAUGGUAAGUGCUCUCGCAAGUGCCCAGUGUUCUAGGGAAGCAUAAACUACAGCCAGAUUCAUGCUGGAACCAUGCUAGACGUUGUCUUGAAAAAACUCUUCUCUUGGUGACCCAACGUGUAGCCCUUUUAGCUGUAGGCAGGAGCCCUUAUCAUGGACAAAGGCCCCAAUGUGCAGAAAGACCAUGCUAAAUGGAAGCAGGCAAGGAAUGUAGAAAAGAAAGCCAUGUGGUUUAGUAAUGUCUGGGGGGGUUAUUAGGAUUUAGAAUGUUUUAGAGGUUACAUUUUAUAAAUUAAAGCUUUUAGUCUAAAUGAGGCUACAAUGACCUUCCUUGGACAUCUAAGACAGUGUUAGAAGUGUAGAACCUUGAAUAUUUCUUCUUUAACAGCUAGAGCAGAUUGUGAGGUCAAAGAUCCAUCAGCUAGACAGCUCAGUGUUUGGCUGGAUCGGGUAACUGCAGACUGCUAACAAUUUAGGCUAGGUGAGAUCCCUUGAGAGGGGGCUUAACAAAAUGCGUGCAUUCUCAUGCUGUUUUUCUCUUAAAUGCAAUAUAGUAACUAUGAUUACAUGGUAACAGAAGGGGUCUUUCCAGACAUGCUCUUCCUGUGGCAUUGAACUGAUGUCCAGUCAGGCUCCCAAAUGCGGGUGCAAUGACACCUAAUAUGCAAAGCUUGUACAUGGUUUAUCCUGAACAAUUUCAUGGCCUGUUAGUGUUUCUUAAAUUCUUAAAGCUUUAAUAUUUUCUGUACUAAGAUUCUUUAAGUUUAUACAAAUGUAAUAGUUAUUACUUUCACAUAUUUAUUGCAUUAUUUUGAAUUAUUUUGCUCUGUUACAUUAACACUUUUUAAAAGUUCUUCUAAAAGGAAAUCUUUGGAAUACUUUUAUUUCCCUAAAGCUGAUUCCUUGAACUCUCAUGUCAGAAGGUCAAAAUGAAGAACAAGUACAAGUUUCAAUUCUGCCAAAUCAUUUAUAUGAAGUAAACUACUAAUUAUGUGAAAAUGACUCCAGCGGCCUCCUAUAAUGCUUUUCAGCAUUGAAGGUAGUUCUUGCAUUGUUGCCAUGAUCCGAAACACUUGAUUGCCUUCAAAAGGUCUGCAAUUUCUUGGUAAUGGAAAAUGCUGCAUCAAUGGAAGAAUGAAUGACAAGAGCUGAAUUCUGUCAAUUUAUUUUCAGCACUGGAUGGAAUAGUGACAUUUCACUGUACAAGAAGAAGGAAGAUAAUUAUGAAAAUAGUCUUCCUAGAAAGGGAGUGUGACCUGUUCAAUAGGGGGACACAAGCACAAAUCCAUAUGGAGGAUGAAUCUCCUCCUCCUCAAGGAGUCGGUGUUAAGGUCUUGGAGGCAACAUUAUUGUCAGCCCUGAAGAUGCUGGAUGUUGGGAAAUGGCCCAUUUUUUCUCUCUGUUCCCAAGAAGAGCUCAAGUUAAUUCGUCAAGCCUGUGUGUUUGGCAAUGCUGGUAAUGAAGUGUUGUAUGCAACUGAAAAUGAUGAGGUUUUUGUGCUUGGCAUGAACUGCAGUGGGUGUUUGGGAACAGGUGACAUGCAGAGCACUAUUGAACCAAGGAGGUUAGAUACUCUGUGUGGCAAAAAGAUAGCCUGUCUGAGUUAUGGAAGUGGCCCACAUGUUGUUCUUGCUACAGAAGAAGGAGAAGUGUAUACGUGGGGUCAUAAUGCUUAUAGUCAGCUGGGCAAUGGCACAACAAAUCAUGGUUUCAUCCCCUGUCAAGUCUCUACUAACCUGGUGAACAAGAAAGUCAUUGAAGUUGCCUGUGGCUCUCAUCAUUCUAUGGUGUUAACAUCUGAUGGAGAGGUAUACACAUGGGGUUAUAAUAACUCAGGGCAAGUUGGAUCUGGUUCAACAGCUAAUCAACCAAUUCCUCGAAGAGUUACCAACUGUCUACAAAAUAAAAUAGUAGUUAAUAUAGCUUGUGGACAGAUGUGCUCUAUGGCUGUGGUGGAAAAUGGAGAGGUCUAUGUUUGGGGUUACAAUGGCAAUGGCCAGCUUGGGCUGGGCAGCAGUGGCAAUCAGCCAACACCAUGCCGAAUAGCAGCUUUGCAAGGCAUUCGUGUACAGCGGGUUGCCUGUGGCUAUGCACAUACAUUAGUGCUAACAGAUGAAGGUCAGAUAUAUGCCUGGGGAGCCAAUUCAUAUGGCCAGUUAGGUACUGGGAAUAAAAGUAACCAGUCUUAUCCUACAACAGUUAUGGUGGAUAAGGACAGAGUUACAGAGAUUGCGGCCUGCCACUCUGCUCACACGUCAGCUGCCAAGACCCAGAGCGGCCAGGUGUACAUGUGGGGCCAAUGCCGUGGGCAGUCAGUGAUCCUUCCCCACCUCACUCACUUUGCCUGCACUGAUGAUGUGUUUGCUUGCUUUGCUACUCCUGCAGUUAUGUGGCGUCUGCUGUCAGUAGAGCCUGAUGACCAUCUAACAGUAGCCCAGUCAUUAAAGAAGGAAUUUGACAACCCUGAAACUGCAGACCUGAAGGUUCUAGUGGAUGGAAAAUACAUUCAUGUUCAUAAAGUUCUUCUCAAAAUUAGGUGUGAACGUUUUCGUUCCAUAUUGAAUAAUGAUGAUGAAAUUAUAGAAAUGAGUGAAUUUUCUUAUCCUGUUUACCGAGCCUUCCUGGAAUACCUGUAUACAGACAACAUUAGGCUGCCUCCUGAAGAUGCAAUAGGACUGCUGGAUUUGGCAACACUGUAUAGAGAAAACAGGUUGAAAAAGCUUUGCCAGCAAACGAUCAAACAAGGCAUUUGUGAAGAGAAUGCCAUUGCUCUUCUUUCCGCCGCUGUCAAGUAUGAAGCUCAGGACUUGGAAGAAUUCUGCUUCAGAUUUUGUAUAAACCAUUUAACUGUUGUCACACAAACUCAAGGCUUUGCAGAAAUGGACCAUGACCUCCUGAAAAACUUCAUUAGCAAAGCAAGCAGAGUGGGAGCAUUCAGAAACUGAAGUCUGACUACCACCAAGCUGCAGAGCAUGUCCUCUUCCGUCCUAGAAAUACUUGUCCUUUGGAGAGCUUAUCCAUGGUCAGAAUGUGCAAAGGUUUGGAAAGACAGACUGUGUCCAUCAGCUUAGGAAAUGCGUAAAAGUCCACUAACAUAUAGGUUCUGUAAGGAUGGCUACAGCAUAGGUGUACGGUGGGAGUUCAUUGCCAACAGUCAGAAUUUAACAGCAGGAGUCUAAUGCAGUAACAAGACUUUUGCACUUGGUCAAGUAAUCUAAGCUAUCAUUAUCUUCUCUGUCUGUUUUGAAGCUUUUGGGUUUUUUCUUUUUUUUUU